CGGGGUUCGGGGGGGGGGGAGGCGGGCAGGGGGCUCGGAGGAUGGCCGCCCGUGCCCGGCAGCCUAGCGGGGCCCUUCUGCCGGGGCCGGGGCUCCGCGGCGGCCAUCUGAUGCAAUGCUGGCCCGUGUUGCCGCUCUGGUGGCAGCGCCGCUCCGCAGCACCGCUCGCAGCGCCCGCGGCUAGGCUCGGCAGCGGGACGGGGCAGGGCUGAGCGGCGCCCGCAUCCCUCGCCUCGACGAGGGCGGCGGGGACGCGGCGAUCCGCGGCGACAGCGCCGCUCGGGAGCCUCGGAGCGGCCCGGCGCGGCGAUGCUGCGGCUCCUCUCGGCUGCCCGGCGCGGCGCGGCCCGGCCCGGGGGCGGCGGCGGCGGCGGGGAGCGGCGGCCCCGGCUCCCGCAGCCGGCUCGGGAGGGCGCGGCGAGCUGGAGCAGCGCCGCCGAGGCCUCCGCCGUGAAGCUCAACGAGAAGGCGAGCCGCGAGAAGAUCCUGACGCUGGAGUCCAUGAACCCCUACGUGAAGGCGGUGGAGUACGCGGUGCGGGGCCCCAUCGUCCUCAAGGCCGGCGAGAUCGAGAAGGAGCUGCGCAAGGGAAUCAAAAAACCUUUUACUGAAGUAAUUAAAGCCAACAUUGGAGAUGCACAUGCAAUGGGACAGAGGCCAAUCACCUUCCUUCGUCAGGUAGUGGCACUGUGCACAUACCCAAACCUGCUGGACAGCCCAAGUUUUCCAGAAGAUGCGAAAAAGCGAGCCAGACGGAUCUUGCAGGGUUGUGGAGGUAACAGCUUAGGAGCUUACAGUGCCAGUCAAGGUAUAAAUUGCAUCCGUGAAGAUGUUGCUUCAUAUAUUGAAAGAAGAGAUGGAGGAGUUCCUGCAGAUCCAGAUAACAUAUAUCUUACCACUGGGGCAAGUGAUGGCAUUGCUACAAUUCUAAAGAUCCUGGUCUCAGGAGGUGGAAAAUCCCGAACAGGAGUGAUGAUCCCUAUACCACAGUAUCCCUUAUAUUCAGCAGCCAUAUCUGAACUCGGUGCCAUCCAGGUGAACUACUAUUUGGAUGAAGAAAAUUGCUGGUCUCUAGAUGUGAAUGAACUUCGCCGCUCCUUGAAUGAAGCUAAGGCAUAUUGCCAUCCAAAAGUCCUCUGCAUCAUCAACCCAGGAAAUCCCACAGGACAGGUGCAAAGCAGAAAGUGCAUUGAAGAUGUGAUACACUUUGCUUGGGAAGAGAAACUUUUUCUUCUGGCUGAUGAGGUUUACCAGGACAAUGUGUACUCUGAAGGAUGCCAGUUUCAUUCCUUCAAAAAGAUUCUGUAUGAGAUGGGACCUGAGUACUAUAACAAUGUUGAACUGGCCUCUUUUCACUCUACAUCUAAGGGAUACAUGGGCGAAUGUGGCUACAGAGGAGGUUAUAUGGAGGUCAUUAACUUGCACCCAGAAAUGAAAGGACAGCUUGUUAAGCUGCUUUCUGUUCGCAUUUGUUCUCCAGUCUCAGGACAAGCAGCAAUGGAUAUUGUAGUUAAUCCUCCAGUACCUGGAGAAGAAUCCUAUUCACAGUUCAUAAAGGAGAAGGAGUCUGUUUUGAACAAUCUUGCCAAAAAAGCAAAACUGACAGAAGACAUGUUUAACAAGGUACCAGGAGUUCACUGCAAUCCACUUCAAGGAGCUAUGUAUGCUUUCCCACGGAUCUUUAUCCCUGCCAAAGCCAUUGAGGAAGCAAAGGCUCAUAAAAUGGCACCCGACAUGCUAUAUUGCAUGAAACUUCUGGAAGAGACUGGAAUUUGUGUUGUACCUGGAAGUGGAUUUGGCCAAAGAGAAGGAAGCUACCAUUUCAGAAUGACCAUACUUCCUCCGAUAGAAAAGCUGAAGAUCCUACUGGAGAAAAUGAAAGACUUCCACAUAAAGUUUCUUGAAAAAUAUGCAUGAAACUGCUGUGGCUUUUUCCUCCAUCCCCUCCCCGUCAAGGUGAACGCAGAAAAUGAACAAGAAUCUGCUGAAAAUGUGCUGUUCAUCUAAUUAAACUAAAUUCAAACUAGACAGAACUUAUUUCAGAUACAGCUAAGACUUACUGGAUUGAAUUUAAUGUCUGUUAAUAUACGACAUUGUUACACCAACUUUUUUUUUUUUUCUUUCAAGAGGAAGGGGAAAAUGAGAAGAGAACGGUGGAAGGAGUCAGUAAAUGAUUUUGUGCCUUGAUUGGAAGUUACAUUCUUGAACUUUUGACUCAACAGGCUGGGGAAAGGAGUUGGUCAUGACAUCUACUACUGUUUUUUGGGGAGGUGUUUUUGUUGUUGUUGUUGUUUUUAUAAGACAGAAAUGCUUGGAGCAAUUGUUUAGCUAGGAACAUGAUUCCCAUCUUAAAAUUCUAAACAAAAAUUCAGAAGCCUACUGCAAGGUACUACAAGGUACUGGAUUUUUCCUUUUUUGUUUUUAAGUAUGAAGUGUUCUCUGGAUCUGAUUAAACGUGUAGGUACAGCAUGCUUAUUUAAAAAAAAUCACUGGCAGAUGUGUGUAGAUACCUUUGAACUUCUGUUAAAAAGAAAUCCUGCCAUCACAGCAUAAUCAGAGUGAAUAUACAGUUUUGAUCACAGGAGUGAAUAUGGUGUCUGUUUGAACCCUAUUUGUAUGAAACUGAAACAUAAUGAGGAAUAUUAGCUUCUUCUUCAUAUACUGUUGUACUCUUAUUAAAACACAGCUAAAUCAAGUAAUCAUCUAGGAGUACAGCUGUUUUACUCCACUAAUCCAUGCUAGUUCCACUAAAACAGAGAAAGAAGGCUUCAGUUUGCCUAGAGAUGGAAGCCGGAUGCCUUCUGCUAGCACUGGUAAAGUACUGAAGAAACAUAGCUUCCUUCCAGUAUUCAGCCAUGAAAGCAUUAACAUUUGUCAGGUUUAGGCUCAGCAUUUCAUGGAGAUUAUUCAUUAAGAAUAUCCCAUUUCAUCUAGUCAUUAAAUGAUUAAAGUAAAUUCAUUUUAAUGUCUACCAGCACUUUGUUAGGCUGCCUUUGUAGCUGCUUCAGCAUCCUAUGCUGAUCCAGGUAAUACUAAAGCCAAGGGCUAGAGAAUCAAGAUAUGGAUAAAGGAUGUGCCAAACCAUUAUGUGUAGAAGACAGAGAUGUUGACAAUAAUUGUCCUUGCUACAGCAGCUGCUAGGCUAUGACGUAGCAUUAGCAGUUGGUAUACUUCUCACUGCUCCUCACAGAAGGUUGUGAGAAAAAACUUAGCACUUCUCAAUCGUCUACCAGUGGACACAGGUUCAAAAAUGAAAAUCACAUGCUGCUACACAAAGUAUGUAUGUAUGGAAGCUUGGGGAAAAAACAUUUCACAAAAAAAUUUACUUUCAUCUGUAAUGGGUGAAAUGAUUUCUGGGAGGACAGCAGACAGGGAACACUUACAUUGCUACUAUCCAUUGAUAAAUGCAAGCUUUUAUCUGUUAGCACUCUCCCCUUGGCAUCCUUAACAUGCACUAAUAAAUCAAAUUUAUAAAGCAAAACUGUAGUAAGAGGUUAGAACAUUGAUUUAAAAAUAUGACAAACAGCGCUUUCCUAGUCUAGAAAUGUGUCUAAAUCAGAUCUGGCUUUCGACUUGUAGAUUGAAACUUGUAGAUUGAAACUAAAAUCUAACAAUGGGAGUUAGAAUAUUUUUUAUAUUUUUGUAACUACAGCUUUUUCAUUGGGGUAGUAUUUGUAAUUUAAUAAGUGGAUAGAUUUUAUAUUUGCCUUGCAUUUGCACCUGAUACUUCUGGAAAAAUGUAAAGGUUUACAAAUUUCUAAUGAUACUUUACAGGUGUCAAAGGCUUUUUGUUUUAAGUCAGGACCGCAAUUCUUACAGUUUUAAACCAAAAUAUAAUGGCAUAAACUGAAGUGUUUUUUUUUUGUUUGUUUUGUUUUUAACAUUCUAUUAUGGUGCCUUUUAUGUUUCUGACAUUAUAAGAAAUAACGCUUUGUUCUUGAUGCAUCUCAUAUGGAAGAGUGGUGAUUUCUAUUGUCCAUCCACAAUAUUUGUAUGUACUGUGAUAAGGUAGAUGUGCAUUUUGUGGGUCAAUCCUGUAAAGCUAAGAAAGGAGGUUUAUUUUCAAUGUCUAUGAAAUAUUUGAUUAAUAACAGACAAUCCUUACUUUCAAGUGCAUGCUUCUAGGUUUGAUUUUCCUACAGGUGCUCCUUAUAAUGGUACUUUAGAUGUAUGAGAAUUCCAAACAAUAAAGCACAUGUUUAAAAAAAAAAAAGAAAAGAAAAGAAGAAAGAGCAAUAGUUCUCCAUUUCCUAUGUUACUGAAACAAGAUUUCCUGGAUUACACAAUUUGAAGCAUUUAACUUCAUGUUGGAAAUAGUAUUUACUUUAAUCCAUGUAUUAGACCAUUGAUUUAUGCAUUGCUCCAGUUCACGGAUUAGAAAUUUGACGGACUUGUUGUCACAAAACUAUUCCUCAGCAAUGCAGAAUUGAACAUGCAGAUGAUCUUAGACAUACUCAUAAUUAAUCAAAUAUUUUUCUCUAAGGAGUUGUAACCAGGAGUUAAGCAAAACAGAUUUAUUUCUUCAUAGAGAGGAUCAGUCUUGACUAAGACUGAACAAUUGUGGCCUGAAAGGUUUGGUGAGGGGAUUGUUUGGUAUUGUUUUUGUUUUUUAAGUCUUAUUACAUGGUUUGUAUGAGAUUAAACAUACCGAGCAAGA
Anas platyrhynchos (mallard) is the source of this 4657-nucleotide messenger RNA. It is a transcript of the gene GPT2, whose product is annotated as glutamic--pyruvic transaminase 2. NCBI's taxonomy places the organism in Eukaryota, Metazoa, Chordata, Aves, Anseriformes, Anatidae. Gene Ontology annotation, biological process: biosynthetic process. Gene Ontology annotation, molecular function: transaminase activity; pyridoxal phosphate binding. The record is from RefSeq and is a predicted model, not a curated record.